AUGAGCGCAGAGUCCUACCGCACAGUUACAGAGAUUCACCUGCCAUCCGAUUCUACUCUUUCAGCGACACUUCGCGGUGCUCCUGAACAUCCCAUUUUCGAGACUGAGUGCUCGUACUCGAGAUUUGACAUCGAGGUGGCUGCCUUGCAGAUCGACCAGAGCAAUCUGAACACGCAACGCAUGCUAGAUCUCAUGGCAGUGGGUCAGGAAAAUGGUCCCAUCCAGCUAUCUAUGCAUACGGUCCAGCGCAUUCUCCGUGAGAUGCGCAUUGUACAGCAGGCCACGAAUGGCGACGGCUGGACUCUGGAGAGCUUUAUGCCGCAGCUUCUUAGGAAUGCCUGGUUGACGCCGCAGAGAAUCUCCCGGGGGUCAGACUGGCAGCCAAAGGCUCGUCGCUUGAUCAUCGUCGAUCUGUCCUGUCCGUGCAUCUCGCCCGAGACGGCGUGUGCAUUGUUCAACGUCUGCUUGACCAUCUUCCUCGAGCAGGGCCCGGAAACGGCUAGAUAUAUGAAUGCCUCAAUCGAGGCCCGCAAAUUCACCGACACCCUUUUGUCGGCCGUCCGGCUGCAGCGCCACCUCGGGGUCCGCAUGAUUAUCUUCACCCAGGAGCCCACAAUCUCGGCCACCCUGCUCAGUCUGUGCUCAACCACAAUCGUCCAUCGAUUCACGUCUCCCAACUGGCUCAAGGUCUUGCACAGACACCUCGCCGGCGCCGUCGAGGAGCCCCACCGGAGCGAUUGCGAUGACCCCAGCGUCCAAUCGCACGUCUCACUGCUCAACCAGAUUGUAGACCUUCAAGUCGGCGAGGCGCUUCUCUUCUCGCCCAGUUCUUCACGGACCUGA
This is a messenger RNA of Aspergillus japonicus CBS 114.51, 843 nucleotides long. RefSeq lists its product as uncharacterized. Lineage: Eukaryota; Fungi; Ascomycota; Eurotiomycetes; Eurotiales; Aspergillaceae. The record is from RefSeq and is a predicted model, not a curated record. The transcript has 5 exons. The coding region runs from base 1 to 843 and encodes 280 amino acids.